Messenger RNA from Caenorhabditis elegans, 1546 nucleotides. RefSeq names its product Zinc finger transcription factor family protein 30 (gene ztf-30). Gene Ontology annotation, cellular component: nucleus. NCBI's taxonomy places the organism in Eukaryota, Metazoa, Nematoda, Chromadorea, Rhabditida, Rhabditidae. The record is from RefSeq and is marked reviewed.
CUCAAAAUCAUGCAUCUUGAAAUGGAUAUGAAGCUGGAAGACGAUAAAAUUCAUUCACCCACAAAUACAGAGGAGGAAGGUUACGGUAGUGACGUGGAGGUUGAGAAUGGAACUGAUAUCAGUGGAUCCAAAGGUGGAAGUGGUGUUGAGUUAAAACGACCCGAUUUAAAAGGUUCGUUCCGUUGCUCAAUCUGUUCAAAAGUUUUCUGUCAUUCUUCAAGUCUCUCCCGCCACCGUAUGCAGGCUCACUUCAAAAGCUACAAAUGCACAGUAUGCCGAAAAGAUAUCUCAAGUAGUGAAUCUCUUCGUACUCAUAUGUUCAAGCAACAUCAUAUCUCUCGAAUGUACAUGUGCCGUUGCUGUAAUUGGGCUUUUCCUGAUAAAUCACUUCUUCAUAUUCAUCUACAAACUGCCACUAACAACAAUGACAGCAACAACAAUAAUAAUAGUGUCAUUCCUCAUGGAGUUAUCAACAGAAGCUGCCACCUCAUUACAGAUCCAUUCCAGUUAAUCCGUACUCCACUUCUAAAUCUACCAACCCCACAAUCCCUUGAAUCAUCAGUACCUUCUCUUCCAAUUGCAAGCAUCCCAAUCCCUGCUCUUCAAUCGCCUAUUCGAUCUCAACCUCAGACACCUUCAUGGCUUGCAAAUCUUCCAAAACCCAUACCUACUACGGCACCAAUAUUUGUAGCAGAUUCAAAAGAAAAAAUAAAAGAUGAAGUGGAGAAGCCCGAUGUGUAUACUUCACAGUCACCAACUUGCUCAUCAGUCAGCUUCAAGUCUGAUCUUAGUGCAUUCCAUCAGUUGUGUUCUGAUCGUGCUCUUAUAUCAUCUCCAUUGAUUGAUACAGCUUCACCAUCCUCAUCAUCUUCUUCUUCAAGGAUCAGUCCACGUCAUGAAUGCUUCGACUGCCACGUCAGCAGGACAAAGAUAUUGAUUUCUGAAAAUAAAUGCAAACUGUUGGAACACAAAAUUGGUACGAUGCAACAAGAAAGUUUAGAAGCAAAUGCCCAAAUGAAUGGAUUGGAACAAACUGUGCUCAGAUUGAGAAUGGAAGCACACGCGCUCCGUGAGCACAAUGAGCUAUUCCAAAGGAAAUUGUUAGAGUGUCAGAAUCUUGCCGUGAAAUUUCUUCAAAAUGACAAAGCUCACGACGCCUCGGAAAUGAAUUCAUUUCUUCGAAUUCUCAUAAAUAACACAAUUUUGACACGUCCUUUUUAGAAUUAUCUUUUUUCCAAAUUUCUCUGAAACCUCAAACUUCGCAAGCUUUACUAUCAUGUUAAUAUUGUUUCAUUUUUGGAGAUUUCUCAUAAUUUUCGCAAUAUUUUUUACCAAUCUCAGAACUAUAUUUUUUAACUUAUUUCUUCCUGUUUGCGGGAUUUUUUGCUUUUUAUUUCCAAAACAAAUAUUAAACAAACAAAUCAAAAUCAUCCGAUCCGUUGUGUUCCUUCUGUGUCUCCAUCUCCAUAAUUCUCAGUGCUUACGUUGAAUAUACAUAAUUGUAAUAUAAUAAUAAUACAUACUUGAUAUAAAUUUAAAUGCUGUA